This is a messenger RNA of Mytilus californianus (California mussel), 1368 nucleotides long. RefSeq names its product betaine--homocysteine S-methyltransferase 1-like. Gene Ontology annotation, molecular function: methyltransferase activity; zinc ion binding. Lineage: Eukaryota; Metazoa; Mollusca; Bivalvia; Mytilida; Mytilidae. The record is from RefSeq and is a predicted model, not a curated record. Bases 107 to 1177 code for a protein of 356 amino acids. The transcript has 7 exons.
UAACUAUCAGACUGAUAUAUUAACCCCUGAUAAAUGCUCGGUGGUAAACAUUGACCGAGUUAAAUCAGCGUUAUUCGGUAGUUCAGUCGGGCUGUUAGUACAUUGCAUGAAAAAGAUGUCAACGCGUGGAUUAGUUGAACGUUUGAAGAAUGGAGAGUGUAUCCUUAAUGCUGAGGGUUACAUGUGGGAAUUUGAAAGAAGAGGAUAUCUUAAGGCAGGGGCUUUUAUUCCAGAAGUUGUAUUAGAAAAACCCGAACUUAUACGGCAGAUGCAUUUAGAAUUUGUACAUGCAGGCACAGACGUUGUUGAGGCGUUUACUUAUUAUGGCCAUAGGGAAAAGUUACGCUUAAUUGGUCGUGAAGACGAUUUAGAGAAACUCAAUCGCAUUGCCUUAAAAAUAGCAAGAGAAGUUGCAGACGAAACUGGAACUCUGAUGGCGGGAGGAAUAUGCAACACAGGCAUAUAUGUAGCCGGGGAUGAAGAAGCUAGCGACAAAAUACGAGCAAUGUUCAAGGAACAAGUAGAAUGGGCAGUAGAAGAGAAAGCAGACUUCAUCAUCGGAGAGACUUUCAACGACCUAGGAGAGGGCCUGUUAGCAUUAGAAGCAAUAAAAAAAUACGGCAAUGGUGUACCCGCAGUAAUAACUCUUACACCAUAUAUUCCUGAUGAAACAACUGACGAUGUACCAUUGCCGGAAGCUUGUCGUCGUCUUGAAGAGGCUGGCGCAGAUGUCGUUGGGAUUAAUUGUGGCAGAGGUCCCAGAACUAUGCUUCCAUUGUUACGAGAAAUUAAAAAGGUUUGUCAGGGUCCAGUAGCUGCAAUGCCGGUACCUUUCCGCACAACAGAUGACCAUCGAACAUUUCAGUCCUUAUUGGACCCGGAAACAGGUAAAUCUUUGUAUCCACUAGAUUUAGCUUGUGCCAUGUGUAGCCGUUCAGACAUUCGACAGUUCGCAACUGAAGCAAAAGAAAUUGGAAUACAAUAUAUAGGAUUAUGUUGCGGAAAUGCACCAAAUUAUUUCCGAGAAUUAGCACAAGUUUAUGGAAGACAGCCAGAAGCAUCAAAGUAUUCACCCGACAUAUCUCAAAGCUUUAUUUUUGGGGAAAAAAUUAGUAAAAAAUAUUCAAGCUCUGACAAGCUAAGGCAGUACAUGGUUUCAGGAAAAAGCACCAAAUAAGCUAUGAUUUAAAUAUUAAUGAUUUUAGUUUGAUGAUUACUGCACCUGUUCACUGCAUUUUGGUUAGACGAGUUAUUGACUAUGCAUAUCAUUUGUAAUAUGUAUAACAGUCUAUAUAACCUGCACUACAUAUUUUGUUGAAUGUCAAAUAUAUACAAAUAGAAAUGAAUAAAAUUUAACGUUCAGAAUGC